This is a messenger RNA of Clonostachys solani, 1953 nucleotides long. The record is from the annotation of a GenBank genome assembly. NCBI's taxonomy places the organism in Eukaryota, Fungi, Ascomycota, Sordariomycetes, Hypocreales, Bionectriaceae.
AUGGCGGCAGAAUUGACUGAGGCAGGCCUAUGCCGCCUGCCACUCGAGAUACUGCAGCAAAUCGCGGGAUACCUUGCCGACGUGUAUCGGCCCAGUCUUUGCGCGUUCAGUCUCGCAAGUAGAUCUUGCCAUCGAGCCAGCACCUUGUUCGUCUUCCGCCAAAUCCACCUCAAGAUUCGCACUCGCGAGGAAUUGCAAGUCGACGUCAACAGUCUUCGUGCGGCGCUCUCUCGCACAGACUCCGCACGUCACGUCCACUCCCUCGCCCUUGAAGGGUUCCUAGAUCUCAAGAAACCAAGGAACGAGAAGGGAUUCUUGGGGGAUGUCGACCCUUUGGGCUGGUGGUAUAGCCUCAAAACCAAUGAGAUCCUCCCUGACGAAGAGCAGAUCCCUUCCGGGGAGUACUUCGUCUACGAUGAGUCGGUGAUCAGGCAACAUUCCGAGGAAGAUCUGGCAUGGACACCAGUCAUCAGCCUCAUCAGAACACUGCCGUCUCUGGAAAAGCUGGUAUACAACUGCCCAAACCAAUUCCCUCCCAGCCUGCUGGACGCUCUCCACGCACGCCGUGCUCACUGCCAACUGCACCACCUCACAUUUCGGAUGCGGACGCUGUUAUGGGGCACCCCCUACCCUUACGAGAUGGCAUUGGCUACAUCGCCGUGUCUGCACAAGGUCAAGGUGAUGUGCACCGGCCGUGACUCGGAGGCCGAUGACGACUUCAACCAAGAGGCCAUGAUGGAGCUCGUCGCCGGUCUCGCGCCCAACCUCAAGGAAGCCACCAUUGUGAACUUCAACCCUGGCCGGGGAGGCAGGAGCCUCCGGCGCCGGGCCAGAUGGCAAGGCCUUCCUGGGUUCGCGUCCGGGUCGGUUGGAUCUCUGGCCUCGCUGUCCAUCAUUACAUCGGACGGCUUCCUCUGGACGCCGGGUUAUAUCCAGACCUGGGCCAGGUUUACGGACUUUGAGUCCCUGCGCCGCCUGACUCUCGGGACGCCGGUGCGGAAUGGGUUGAAUGAUGAUUUGAUGAAGUUUAUUGCUGAGAAUUACCGCUUCCCUCAAUUAACAGCCCUGUGCAUUGCAAUGAGGCGCAAUGAUGAAACUGGCGAGAGGGUCGAGUAUGGCGACAACAUCAUCGCCUUCUUCACGGCGCUGGAACCUCUCGAGGAGCUUUCGGUAUGCGGGCCCCUCGAGCCCGAAAUCCUUGACGCCGUCCUGCACCGCCACGGCCAGACGCUGAGGAAGCUGGUCCUCCGGCCCUGGGAGGACCCGUGGUCCGGGAACCCAGGUCGGAACCGGCACGAGAUACCCAUGGCCUUCACAAGGGACCACAUCGUGCAGAUCCAGGCCCAGUGCCCGGCGUUGGAGGAGCUGGGUGUUCCGGUCAGGCGAACGCAGUCCAACGCAGCCGAGGUCGAGAUGUACAGGACCCUCGCCAGGAUCCGGCGUCUCAGGUCCCUCCUCCUCAUAUUGGACUGGUCCAACUGGCGGCUUGAGCGCGACGACGCCUGGGACCCCGCGUUCGACGAGGAGGAUCUCGUCGAGGGAUACGGUGUGAAGAAGGGCCACCUCCGGGCGGCCUUGGUGAACUGCGCGGUGGGGGAGACGCUGGCGCGAUCGAUCUGGGAGACUGUCCGCCAGGGUUCCAAGCGGCUGGAGUCUCUCAAGCUCUGGGCCGACGGGCCCCAUCCGUUUGGCCGUGGCCAGUGCGUCAUCGCAGAGUCCCUUUUCAAAAGCAUGAGCCGUUCCUGGCUGAUCGAGCGAGUCCCCCGGGAUGAUGGGGAAGUGACAAACAUCAAGGAGCUGAACCGAUCCGCGAGGGAGGCUUACGAUCGAACCGAGGCAGACGGUUGGGCGCCCAGGCCGAAAGAGAUGGAGGUGUUUCGCCGCAUCUGGCCCAGCAAGGAGGGCAGUAGAGGUUGGCGUGACGAUUGGUCAAGUGGUCCUCUGCAGGAUUGA